Molecule: messenger RNA, 537 nt
Organism: Closterium sp. Naga37s-1
Lineage: Eukaryota; Viridiplantae; Streptophyta; Zygnematophyceae; Desmidiales; Closteriaceae
Source: the annotation of a GenBank genome assembly
AUGGUGAAGUACCGGUUCCACCAGUACCAUGUGGUGGGGCGCAUGAACCCGAGCCCCAACGACCCCACGCCCAAGAUCUACCGCAUGAAGCUGUGGGCCAUCGACCAAGUGCGCGCCAAGAGCAAGUUCUGGUAUUUCUUGAGUCAGCUGCGUAGAGUGAAGAAGGCUCACGGUCAAGUCCUAGCUAUCAACGAGAUCUUUGAGAAGAAUCCGACGGUGGUGAAGAACUACGGCAUGUGGGUGCGGUACCAGAGCCGCACGGGGUACCACAACAUGUACAAGGAGUACCGCGACACCACGCUUAAUGGCGCCGUGCAGCAGAUGUACGACGAGAUGGCCUCGCGCCACCGCGUGCGCUUCCACGGCAUCCAGAUCAUCAAGACAGCGGAGGUGCCGGACGACAAGGUGAAGCGAGUGAACACGCUGCAGUUCAUCGGAGACAAGAUCCGCUUCCCCCUGCCCAACCGCUCCGUGCGCGCCUCCUCGCGCUCCCUCAAGACCACCUUCAAGGCCUCCCGCCCCAACACCUUCGUGUAG